ACAAUAUACACAAACAUUGCGAAGUGCGGAGGCAGAGGAACGAUAGGUCUGCCCCACACCAUGACGUGCAGUCCCGGUCUGUCCCAGCUGGCUCGCGUUGAACCGGCAUAAAGACCCUGAAUCAGCCUUUACUCUAGAGAUAUGCUGAUGGUGAGAGGAAUUAAGCCACUUGAGCUACAUUGGGCCAAUACUAUGUUUCUUUAAUUUUGUUUUGGGUGUUGAUGGAGGGCGUUUUUCCUAAUAAAGGUACGUUUUGAGUUAAUUAACUCCCUGUGUCUGUGUCUCUCUGUGCUUCUGCACAAUGGACGAUAUACUAGCACCAUGUCCCAUUAGGACUAUCAAUGUAUGUAUUUCAUUGAACUGUGAACUAAUGCAUUGUUUAUGUAUUUCACUCCAUUCUUGUCUGCAUUCUUAUACUGUAACUACAUAUCAUUUUAUAUUUGUUUAAAGUAAGCACAGCUACACUCUGUAUGUUCCUGUUUGCAUGAUAGGAAUCAAGAGGCAUCAUGAAAACAACCGAAGAAGAAACUAUAUCUGGCAACGACACCAAGCUCGCUGUACCCAGUUCAGCUCCACCAACGUGCACCGAUCCAUCUUGUAUAUCCUUGGCAACAGUUCUCGUGAUCAUCUUCAUCGUCGGUUCUCUUGGAAACGCUGUGGUGAUCUGGAUCGCUGGGUUUAAGCUGAAGAAGUCGGUCAACACCACCUGGUACCUGAGUCUGGCUGUGUCCGACUUCCUGUUCUGCUUUUCCCUGCCCUUCACUGUUGUCCAAAAAGUCAGAGACAACUGGAUCUUUGUCAUUUUUAUGUGCAGGUUCAUGUCCUUUAUCAUGUUACUCAACAUGUUCAGCAGCAUCUUCCUCCUGGUCAUCAUCAGUGUGGACCGCUGUGCGGUUGUUAAGUUUCCAGUGUGGGCGCAGAACCGCCGCACCAUCAGAAAGGCCAAUGGGAUCGUCACCAUGGUCUGGAUCAUCUCAGCAGUGUUUAGCACUCUGUCACUCAUCUUCCAAGGCAUCCAGCCUGAUUUUAAGAAGCCGACGCAAGUCUGUCAUAAUAAAUACGUGUAUGAUCAAAACCAUAUCGCUGUAGUGGUGUUCCGGUUUGUUUUUGGAUUUGUGAUUCCGUUUCUGAUCAUCAUCGCCUGUUACGUCGUCAUCAUAAUACGAAAAAAGCUGAAGAUCAACCAAUCAGCGAAGACCAAAAAGCCCUUCAAGAUCAUGACGGCACUGAUCGUUACUUUCUUCCUCUGCUGGAUACCCUUUCACAUUGUUGCUUUGAUGGAAAUAAACCAUGAGAAAUAUGAUGAAAGUUUCCUUCACGUUGGACAAGUGAUUGGCGUCACUUUAGCCAGCGCUAACAGCUGUCUGAACCCGUUUCUGUAUGCGUUCAUGGGGAAGGACUUUAAGAGGAAGUGUUCUGCUCUUCUGUCGAAGAUGGAGACGGCCAUUGAGGAGGAGGAAAGCUGGAGCACAAUGCGAGGGAGAUCCAUCACCACCUCUGGAGAAAGAAGAUGUUCAACUACUGUUUGAAGUAGUUGUGACAAUGUCUUGCACGUGCUGAUACACUGCUGAAAUUUUAUUUAUUUGAUCUACCUUUUGCUUUAAUUAUAAUUGAAUUUAAAUGCUUUUUGGAUGGAAGAUAACAAUAUAUGAAUAAAAAGACUAAAUAUUUAUUAAGAUGCACAUUCAGAAAUAGUGUGUAAGGCAGACAUUUUUUUGCUUUAAUAAUCCAGCCCAUGCAUCUUGAGUAUUCAUGCUGAUUUUACAGUAGGUAGGAUAGAUCUGACCAUUAGAGGUGGGCAAUACUGGGAAUUUUGGUAUCGAUCCGAUACCAAGUAAAUACAGGGCCAGUAGGGGUGUGCCAUAUCGUAUCGUGCGCAAUAAUAACGGCAAAAUAAAUUAAUAUCGUGAAACAUAUUAUACCCUGAAAUAUCGUGACAUAUCACCCACCCCUAAUUAUCACAUUAGAGUGCUACUUUUUUUGCCGUUUUUAGCAAAAAAAAAAUUCACACUGUUCUUAUUUUACCUAUUAUAUAUCUACUAGAGACAGAUUAUAUCAGUCCAGUAUCAUUUAUUUUACUUUAAUCCUAGAUAUAUGGAGAUAUAUGGAGUGCAUUAUUAAUAUUAUUAAUAUCAUGACAUUCUGGAUCAUUGACUUCUGUUACAAAUCUGAUAAAAUAAUAUAUAUUUUUUUUAAUAUCUCAGUUAGCCAUAUCAUAUUGCAUGCAAAACUAAAAUUCUAAAAAAUUUUUCUAAUUCUGUGUUUUGUCAUAUCGCCAAAAGUAUCGCUAUCGUGAAAAUACCAUGAAAUAUCGCAAUAUUAUUUUAGAGCCAUAUCGCCCACCCCUACUAUGGUAUGAUAAUCACCAUAAUCACCAAAAGUAACCAAGUAUUAUUGUUAAUGAAAAUGAAGGAAAUAACGAAAGCUGAAAGUGAAAGUUCUCCUUAACUGAAACUAAUAAAAACGAUAAUUAAAAGACAAAAAUAAAAUGAACUGAAUUUACAGAUUGAAUACCCUCAUUUUCGUGUUGGUUAAUUUAUUUAAAAUGUAUUUAUAUAAAUGUGGUAUAUCGUGAUAUAUAUAUCGUUAUCGUGAUAUAAAAAAUUCCAUAUCGUGAUAUAUGAUUUUUCCCAUAUCGCCCAGCACUAAGGGCCAGUAUUGUCAAUAUCGAUGCCGAUACUUUUAAAUAUUUGAGAAUUUUAGAUCCAAAGGAUCCAAAAGACCUAGAAAAGAAUUUCACCAAACAUUAUACAUGACAGUAAAAUUAUAUAUCACAAUCAACAUUUUUGUUUAGAAACAAUAAAACAGUAAAAAAAACUACUAUUUAGAACAAUACACAGAUUUCAGCACAGCUUUGAGGUUUUAUUAAUGGGGUGGAAUUAAGAUUUGAAAGAAAUGCUUCUGUGCCUGAAGUCUGAAGUUAAAAGAGGAAGUGUAAAAUGUACUUGUGACAAAGCCUCAAAGUAUAGAUUUACUAAAAAAUAUACUGAAAAAAAAAAACGUUUAAACUCUUUAAAACACAGUUUGACAACUUUUCCAACUUUUGUAACUCUGUAAAUGUCUGUAAUAUUUUUAUGUUAUACUGCUUUGGAUUCAAUAAACACUUAAAGUGUCACAUAAUGGUGUUUGCCCUUUCUUUGCCCUUGUGUCAUUUGUGAUUGUGUGGAUGCACACAGUCCAGUCAGAAUAUUAUGACCACCUCCUUGAGUACACACUUCUUGCCCAUUUUGUUCAAAUCCACUCACAAAAAAAAAACUAAAUUUAGAGCAGGUAUAAUUUGGUGGGGUGUUCACUUUUAGCACUCAUGGCUCUAGUGCCUUGUUGAGUCAUCUCAAGCCUGGAUACAAGAUGAGAUACAGAGGUAUGAAAAAGUGUGGGCAGUCCUGAUCAUUUUCAUGAUUUUUAUAAAUCUUUAUAAAUCGUUGGUUGUUGGGAUCAGCAAUUCCAGUUAAACAUAUCGGUACCACUUUAAAAUAAGACUACCUUUAUAAAGGGUUUAUAAAUGGUUUACAAUUAGUUUAUUAAUGGUUACUAAUUAGGUUGUAAAUGCCUUAAAAAUCAUUAAUAAUCAGCUAUGACACAUACACAAAAGGGCAACAAUAUAGACGGCUGUGGGUUCACUAUUUGGCAAACAACAGGUCAUUGUUGCCCUUUCUACGUAUGUGUUAUAACUGAUUAUUAAUGAUUUUUAAGGCAUUUUUCCCUAAACCUUGAACAUCUAUCUAAGCUAGCUAGGGCUUCCCUACUAGCCCACCGUGCGCUGCAAAACCAGCAAGCUGAUUGGCUGUAUCUCCUGAAAGGUGGAACUUUAUCCUUGAACUGGCUCUGUGAUUGGAGUUAAGAGAUUUUAAAUUCACACAGCGGUCAGUGGCCUGUCUCUUCAUUAAUAAUACAGCUGAGCUGAGUGAAAUGAUUCUGGGCUACAGGAAAUUCAUUCGGGGCUAAAGCCCCGGAAGCCCUGGAAGCCCAGGCCAGGUGACGCCCCUGUAUUUAACUGAAAUUGCUGAUCUGAACAACCAAUGAUUUAUAAAGGAAAUCAUGAAAAUGAUCAGGGGUGCCCAAACUUUUUUUUACCACUGUAUGGUUGGGCACUGAGACAGGGUUUCUUUGGCAUCCCCAAUGUUGCAGCUGGACCUUAAGAUCCUGCACACUUGUAGGUUGCUGAAGCUGAUAUACAUGCUAGCCCAAAAACCUUGCUGUGUGUGGGUCAGCAUUACUUUACUAAAAAAAUUCCAGUUGGAAGCCCUGUCAAAUCUGCUGGGUUUUCUGCACAUAUUGCUGAGCUGUUUAGCGUAUUUAGCGUAUCAAGGCCUCCAUAAUUGAACCAGACCACCAUCAGAUCCCAAACAGAACCUGUAUCUUAUAAAAUCUAUCAACUCGACUAUAUGUCUUUGAAGGCAUAUCUAUCAAUCAACAAUCUUUGCAGUUUAGAAGGACAUAAUUGCAUGCAGCAGUUUGUGGCAAUAAUUAGUCAUUCUUUUCCUAAUUCUUUAAAGCAACACUUUUUUCU
This is a messenger RNA of Astyanax mexicanus (Mexican tetra), 4510 nucleotides long. RefSeq names its product chemerin-like receptor 1. Gene Ontology annotation, cellular component: plasma membrane. The record is from RefSeq and is a predicted model, not a curated record. Gene Ontology annotation, molecular function: complement receptor activity; G protein-coupled receptor activity. NCBI's taxonomy places the organism in Eukaryota, Metazoa, Chordata, Actinopteri, Characiformes, Acestrorhamphidae. Gene Ontology annotation, biological process: complement receptor mediated signaling pathway; positive regulation of macrophage chemotaxis; positive regulation of cytosolic calcium ion concentration. The coding region runs from base 507 to 1529 and encodes 340 amino acids. The transcript has a single exon.